Messenger RNA from Aspergillus glaucus CBS 516.65, 1029 nucleotides. RefSeq names its product ribosomal RNA processing 1 family protein. The coding region runs from base 1 to 1029 and encodes 342 amino acids. The record is from RefSeq and is a predicted model, not a curated record. Gene Ontology annotation, biological process: rRNA processing. Lineage: Eukaryota; Fungi; Ascomycota; Eurotiomycetes; Eurotiales; Aspergillaceae. The transcript is spliced from 3 exons. Gene Ontology annotation, cellular component: nucleus; preribosome, large subunit precursor; preribosome, small subunit precursor.
AUGACGGACGUACAAAGAACUCCCUUUGUUAAGGACCUCGCCUCGAGCGACCGCAAAGUCCGCGACAAAGCCCUCGACUCCCUAACCCUCUUCCUCCGCUCCCGAACAGACCUCUCCCUCAUCGACCUGCUCAAACUCUGGAAGGGUCUUUUCUUCUGCUUCUACCACUCCGACCGCCCCCUCACCCAACAAGCCCUCGCGCGCUCCCUCUCAUACUCCCUCAUCCCGACCCUCCCUCGCUCAACAGUGCAUAGGUUCCUGCGCGCGUUUUGGAUUACUAUUGGCCGCGAGUUCCAUGCGAUUGAUCGGUUGCGGUUGGAUAAGUAUAUGUAUUUGAUUAGGUGUUAUGUGGGUGUUGCGUUUGAGGUUUUUGUCAAGGGCAAACAACAACAACAAACAGGACAGGAUGAUGGUGGGAAGAAGCGCAAGCGCGAAGAGGAAGAAGCUGCUGCGAAAUCGAAGAACGCGAAGAAACAGAAUAAGCGGUCGAAGGGGAAGAAGAACCAGGAAGUCGACGAAGAACAAUCCAACGGAGCAUCCAACGGCACAACCAACGAUACCCAAACCCCUAUUACAACAGACUCAGACGCUUCCAAAUGGACCGACCUAAAAUCCUACCUCAGCAUAAUCUCCGAAGGCCCCCUCAAUUCCCUAAACUUCGACCCCGACCAAGACACCUCCAUCAACGAAAAAACCGACUACGUGCCUAUGCCGCACGGCCCCGACGGUCUGCGCUACCAUCUUCUGGAUCUCUGGCUCGAUGAGUUGGAGAAGGUUCUUGAGUUCGAGCAGGAGGAUUCCGAGGAAGGAGAGGAGGAGAAGCCAAGGAAGGUUGUUAGUGAAGUCCCUAUGGAUCUUAUCUUGGGUCCUAUUGAGACACUCCGCGUGGAGGGGUUGCAUAAGCCCGUGAGGACUCGGGCUGGUGAGGCAUUGGAGGAUGAGAGGUUGUACGAGUGGGGAUUUAAGGAGAGGAAGGUUGUUGUUGAUGAGGAUGAGGAGAGUGAGGAGGAGUGGGGUGGGUUUGACUAA